Molecule: messenger RNA, 630 nt
Organism: Aspergillus luchuensis
Lineage: Eukaryota; Fungi; Ascomycota; Eurotiomycetes; Eurotiales; Aspergillaceae
Exons: 1
Coding region: 1-630 (209 amino acids)
Source: RefSeq, a predicted model, not a curated record
AUGGCACAUCACGGACAACCUCAGCCAGUGGAACCAGUGGACUCAUUCUGGGAUGAGCUCAUCUGCGAGGCCUACCUGGAAUGGAUCUACCUCGGCCCAGACGACUUUCGCAGUGUCCAUCAUUUCUGGCCCAUUCUUCUCCGCCAUUACUUCACUCUGGAGGAUAACUGUGGGGUCGACGGCGAGCGAUGCACCACGCACCCAAGGCCCAGACAGCAUCUGAAUUCCUUCGUGGUCCACCUUGCUCCUCCUCAUCUGCAACGGCGCCGGGUCAUUGCUGUCGAAGCUAGGUGGUUUCCCUCCGAUACGUCGCCUGGCUGGGAGAACAACUACGACUGGACGCAUGUUCGCGAGACGCUCCGGGCCCAUAUGCUCUCCGAUUGGACCAUGCGGACGACAGUGCAAACCACGUACGGCAUCGUGGCAGUUGGCGACCGUGUUCGCUUUUACUACAUGUCUAAGAAUGAUCUUGUGGGUGAGCUCCGUACCUGGAAUGGCCAUCCUGUGGAUGCCCCAGAGGCGGAUCAAUCGCCCAUCUUGAACAUUUUCAGUCUUGUUGACCAGGGAGUGAUUCAUCAGCUGAUGCUUCGUAUGCGUCAGGAUGUUCUCUCUGGGUGCAAUACCUACUAG